AUGUUCAUACCAUACAAAAAGAAUAAAGGUUAUAAAAUCCCUGUAAUAUUUGAAUUCGGGCAAUAAAAUACAAGAGUUGGAUAUGCAGGAACUGAUGGACCAGAAGUAGUUUUACCAUCUGAUUUAUUAAUGGAUAGUGAGGGAAAUAUGAAAUUUAUUGAGUAAAAUAGCACAUAUCAACCUAUUGGAUUUGAUGUUAAGAAUAUCCUGUAAGGAGGGUAGAUAGUUGAUUUCGAUAUAUGGAAAGAAUAUGUAGAACACAUCCUAAAUAAUGUUUUAUUUUAAGAAAGACAUUUCCCAUUUUUCUUUGUUGAAAAUGGAAAUGUUAAAAAAGAAACCAGAAAUAAAAUCAUCGAAAUGCUCUUUGAAGAAAUCGAUGUUUCUUCUGUAUUUUUCCACAAAAACACGAUGUUGGCAUAAUAUAUAGUAGGAAAAGACAAUGUAUUAGUAGUUGAUUGUGGAGCAUCUCACACAACAAUUACACCUAUAUUGGAUGGAAAUGUCAUAGAAAAGGGUGUUUUUAGAGGAGAUAUAGGAGGUGAGUAUAUAACAAAUAAAUUAUACGAUAUUUGGAAAUAGUAAGGAUUAGCAUUUUCUAGAUUUAAAAACUAUAGUCAACUCUCACCCUCUCUUUAAAUGUAUGGAGAUUUGGAGAUAGUUAGAGAAAUCAAGCAUUAGUGUGUUAAACUAUAUGAUUAACCUAUAGAGAACUUAAAAUUUAAUCCAACUGUCGAUAAUUAAGCAUAUGAAUUGCCAGACCAAAAUAAAUUGUUGAUAUCUGAAGAGAUGUACAAGUAUCCAGAAUUUCUAUAUGAACCAACUGAAUUUUUUGAAGGGAUGGAUAAAGCCUUGGAAACAAGUUUAGAGAAAAUUGAUUCCGAUUAUAGAAAAGAACUAGUUCAAAAUGUUGUUUUGAUUGGAGGAGCUAGUUGCACAGUUAACAUGGUAGAAAGAUUUUAAAGAACUAUCAAUAAUCUCAAAAUCUUUGGGUUAUCUUCAAGAAGCAAAGUGCAAACUCUCCCUAAAUAUUUUGAUCGUUAACAUGCUUCCUGGAUAGGUGCUUCAAUCGUUGCAAGUUCUUAAAUUUAUGAUCAAUGGACUUUAAAUAAAUCAGACUAUGAUGAACACGGAUCCUCUCUAAUAGAAAAAAAGAUGUUUUAUUGAUAAUAAAUUAUCAUUAUUUAUUGAUAUUAUUUUAAGUUUAAA
Messenger RNA from Paramecium tetraurelia, 1206 nucleotides. RefSeq lists its product as uncharacterized. The record is from RefSeq and is a predicted model, not a curated record. NCBI's taxonomy places the organism in Eukaryota, Ciliophora, Oligohymenophorea, Peniculida, Parameciidae. Gene Ontology annotation, molecular function: chromatin binding. Gene Ontology annotation, cellular component: NuA4 histone acetyltransferase complex; SWI/SNF complex. The transcript is spliced from 3 exons. Gene Ontology annotation, biological process: regulation of transcription by RNA polymerase II.